AUAAAAAAAAAAAAAAAAAAAAAAGGAGUGGACUUUCUGGGGGGUAUUGAUUCAGCUGGAAAGUGGCCUCUAGCAGCUGGCACUAACAGGAGACUGAGUUAAAGGAGGAAUAUAAAUGCUGUGGCUUGUACAACUCCAGGUGUGAGAGGGCAAAACUCCAGCAAAAGGAGCAGAUGAGUCACGAGCUGAAGAAGGGGCCCAUCAGCUGCUCAGAAACAGCUCCCACGCUAGAGGAGGUGGCAAGAAAACCCCGAGAUGCUUUGACAACUGACACAGGGGAGGGGAUGGAGGAAUCACAGGGACCAUACUCAAAAGUGAAUGUGACUCUGGAUCCAGACACAGCUCAGUCCCGGCUCGUCUUGUCAGAAGAUCAGAGAAGUGUGAUGCAGGGAGCCACACAGCAGAGCUGGCUUGACAACCCACAGCGAUUUGAUCCGUGGCCUUGUGUGCUGGGCUGCGAGGGAUUCAACUCAGGGCGACGAUGCUGGGAGGUGGAGGUGGGCUGUGGGUCAUGCUGGGCUGUGGGGGUGGCCCUGGAGUCCGUGAAGAGGAAGGGACCGAUUGACAUGAGCCCUGUGGGGGGCAUCUGGGCGGUGGGGCGAUAUAAGGAGAAGUUCCAGGCUCUCACUUCCCCAUCUCCCACCCCUGUCCUCCACAGCACAGUCCCCCGGAGGGUGCGGGUCUGUCUGGACCAUGCAGGGGGGCGGGUGAUGUUUGUUAACGUGGACAGCGAGGCUGUGAUUUUCACUUUCCCGCAAGCCAUGUUUGUGGGGGAGCGAAUCCACCCCUGGUUCUGGGUGGGUAAGGGGUCCCAGCUCAAACUGUGUCCUGAGACCUGAGGAGGUGUGUCGCUCCAAGGAGGCUCUGCUGUGGCCACCCUGCCCUCCUGCAUCCCCAUCUGGCUAGUCCUUGGGGACUCCCAUCUGCUUAGAGAUCUUCUGCCAUCUCCAUCUACAAACCUUCUGCUGUGAGCCUCAGAGGCUGUUGGAGUCCUGUCUGCCUGCCCGCGGAGAGUAGGAAUUGCCUUGCUGGGAGCAGAGAUCUGUGGGCUUCCCCAACCUUGGCCCUACCACAGUGGGAGAGGCUUAGAACAGGGCUCUGGGUGAAGAAUGGCCGUUUCUGGGGACACACUUUAUUUACAGGAGCCAUGAGGGGGAUUGAGGGGCAUAGCAGUGGCAUUGGAGUGCCUAGUGAUGGUAUAUUUUUACUUGAGGAAAUAGGCAGAUGGGCAAGGAGGAUGAAACCUUGCUCAGCAGCCCACCUGGCCACGGGGUGAUGCUCUGUAGCCCCGAAGCCUGGGCAGCCUCCAUGUAUUAGUUGCUGUGGUUGGCCUGAUUUGAUUCUUGUGUUAACUCAAGAAAACACAAGUAAAUAUUCAUCUUUUUGGGAGGUGCUAGUAGGAUUUACUUCUUCAAAUAGUUUUGUGGGUGGAAUUAUAAUCACUGCUUUUUAACAAAUCAGUGUACCCGAUAGUUCUUCAAUGUUUGACUAUUCAAUUUGUUUCUCUGGUUGUGAUGAGGCUCUUGGAAAGAAAAUUUAGAGGUUUAGAUCUUCUCCAGCCAAAGAACUAAUACCAUGAAUUUGCUGAAGUUUAGGAAGAGGCUGUAGGAAUUGCUGGUUUGAGACUUGCUGUUUUGUAGAACUGCCAGGAUUUGUGGCAUUGCAUGGUAGAAGUGAAAAAUAUGAAUAACCAAAGUUAUAUAAACAAUCAAAGUUCAAAUGCUGGUCAAACAAAUGUGAAACUAAACCCCAUCACACAAGACCUUGCUGACAGAUAAGAAAGGCUUCAAACACGUUGGCUCCAUCUACUUCUGUUGAAAAAGCUGACCUGUGAAAGGGAGGUUGGGGGCUGGAGUGGAGGGGAGGGAUUCCGGUGAAGAGAAGCAAUGCUACAACACAAACUCUGCCUAGGAUGCUUAAUACAACCUCUGGAAAGGGGGACUGUGAAAAAGCAUCUGUGAAAGUCAUAGCUUGCUCAAGGGUGAAGCCCACCCCUUGUCCUUGCUCUGUGGCCAGAAGCCCAUGGUGACCUGCUGGGUUUGGCUGUGGUGCUGCUGCAGGGUUUGAUUCCAGCUCUUCCCAGACAUGAACCCAGCUGCCUUUGUGCUCUGGCUGUGGGAUCUCGCCUUCCUCCCAGUGUGCUCGUGGAAAUGCAGAGCCAUGGCCCCGGCAAGGGUAAGCUCUCCCUCCUCCUGCGUGGGCACAACGUCAGCUUUGGCACCAGGAGCUGAGGACAUGCUGGCAGCAAGGUGUGGGCAGCCACUUGGAGACCUUGUCCAUUCCUACCAGGAUUUGCCCUCUUCUGUGGUCUGUCAGGAGCAUGAGUUUUGGGAUUGACUCCUUGGAUGGUCCCCUGGAUUGCUUUGCUGGAUUGCUGGUCCCACAGAUGUGCAGAGCCCAGGUGCAACAGGAUGUCACCUGUCCCUGUACAGUGCCAGAGAGGUUGGUGAGCCCAUCCCCUAGUGCCAGGGCAGGAUAUCUGAGCCUGACCUGGUGCUGCAUCUCUUUCCAGCUACUGGAGUAGACCAGGGAGACUAGUGCUGUUGCCUGUGCCCAGCUGCCACCACAAAGGUUACAACUGAGUUAGAAUCAUAGAAUAGAAUCAUUAAGGUUGGAAAAGACCUCUAAGAUCAUCGA
This is a messenger RNA of Aptenodytes forsteri (emperor penguin), 2637 nucleotides long. Its product is annotated as butyrophilin subfamily 1 member A1. The record is from RefSeq and is a predicted model, not a curated record. Gene Ontology annotation, molecular function: protein binding. The transcript is spliced from 3 exons. Lineage: Eukaryota; Metazoa; Chordata; Aves; Sphenisciformes; Spheniscidae. Bases 174 to 839 code for a protein of 221 amino acids.